Notothenia coriiceps (black rockcod) is the source of this 3102-nucleotide messenger RNA. RefSeq lists its product as uncharacterized. The coding region runs from base 528 to 1814 and encodes 428 amino acids. Lineage: Eukaryota; Metazoa; Chordata; Actinopteri; Perciformes; Nototheniidae. The transcript is spliced from 2 exons. The record is from RefSeq and is a predicted model, not a curated record.
CAGAUCGAUUGGGUUGGAGGCUCCUCGGAUUUAAAUAAAACGGCCGUAAUCUCUUCUUUUUUUUUUUGUUUGCUCUGAGACUGCUUGUGACCUUGCAUGCCAAAGACAAAAGAGCAGUCACAACUCUUAUCUCUUAUGCAGCUGUAGACCAACAGCCCUAGCUUUUUGUUGACAAGAGAAUGACCUGACAUGGUGCGAGCCAUAACAGGACACUGGGACCUAAGACCCACUGUAGUGUUGAAAUGAAUGUGCAUUACUAAAAAGGCAAGGAUGACAUCAUAACUCCUUUCAGCAACAUUUGUAAAAGGAUACGGAGAGUAGUUCAUAAACUAUUUUCCUUCUUUAUUCUUGUUAUUCUGUUAAUGUUCAUUCAGCCUUAACUUUUACCAGUGUCCAACAAGUGUUUAUUUACCUGCAUUUAAUCAACUAUUUGCCUUUUCUUUUACCCAUUGGAUUUGUAGUGCAGAUGCUUGUGUACAUAUGUUGGUAUAUCCCCUGUAUUGUUUUACUCUUUUCCAGGUGUAAAGAUGAUGAGUAAUGGAAGGAAGCAUCCAGACAUCCAAAAGCCGAAAAGAGCCAAUAAAGAUCAAGGCAUGCCAGAGAAAUGUGCCGUGGUGCUGUCGCAAUGGCCAAAGAGUAGGAGCGCUAAGAGGAAAAUGAGGGGAGUGACAAAUCCUGUGUUUAAGGUAAGCCUGCCUCUAAACAAAGGUUCUCUGCUGCUGAAGAGGAGUCCGUUCAUCAUGGACAGCCUUAAUGUGCCCUCUGCAUUCCCCCAUUCACCGGACUCGGAUCUUCCAGAGUCACCAGAGUUCCACUCAGAGGAUCGUGAGGUGGACUAUGACACUGAAUCAUUUGCAAUAAACCCAGCUGAACAAUCCGUUCAACAUCAGCAAGAUCGCCACAGUGGAGAAGGACAGGCUGGUCCAUUCAUGGAACCAGAAAGAAACGUCACAGUGACUCCGUAUCAACAGAUGGAUGGACAUUAUAAUGGCAAUGAAUACUUUAACCCUUCAAAAGAUAUAACCAGAACAACAUAUCAAAAGGUUUAUGGCGGAAAUAAUUACAACACACAGCAAGGUUCUCACGUAAAAUCAAAUAAGAGGGUUUACGAAGAGUGGCCAAAUGAAGGCCAACAGACUGAGAUUGAUUGGUCGACGCCUGCUGUGUCCCACACUCAGGACUGGCCUUCCCAUAACUCGGCCUACAGAUAUGAGGCGGGUUCCACCGAGCAGUGGUACAAUCCAACUCCACAAAGUGCAGUUGGCCCAAGAAUUGAGAGAUGCCAAGAGGUUAGCUUUGAUGCUACUCAACAUUAUUACCAGCAACAACCGCCAACUCCGUACAUGGCACAAAAUCAUCAAAGUCUUCAGAUAGGCAAUGCGGGACAGCACUGUUGGCCUGGUGAUACGGCUGCUCAUACAGAUGCUGCUAGGGUCCAAAUGCAUCCUCACUUAGGAGAUCCCCAUGCACAAAAUGGCAGUAAUGCACCAGUGCCUGGAGCACAGUUUGAACCGAGACAAGUGCAAACGUACAUGGAGUUUUCCGUUGGUCAUGUCAAGACAGCUUCACAAAAUGAUGCGACACAACCUACGGCCCAUCAAGGCAUCCAAGCAGGCUAUGGGAUGCAGUCUUUCCCCAACUACAAUGCUGGACCUUGGACAAACCCUUACCAACACUUACCUCAUCAAAACAGCGGUGGAGAUGGUGUUGGAUGGGGGGGGUCUCAGUCAAAUGCUUACAUGCCACCUCAGCAAGCUCAGUGGUAUUAUGGAGCCCAGUCUGCGGUUAAUUACAGAGCAGCUGGUUUGAUUUGACGAUUUCAAGAAGUACAGAUAAAACAACUUCAUGUAUGUUAGCAUUUCCAAUCUUUGACUAUGCAAAUUUGGCAAACCCCAACUGAAACCACGUUUUUAUUGAAGGAGACAUUUUUCUAGCACCAUCUAAUGAAAACGCACUCAGAUGCGCCGGCUUAGGUUCUAUUGGUGCUGUGGCAUUUUUCUUUCUUCUUAAAAUGUUUUCCCUAGUCUCUGUCAGGAAUGGGAAUCCCCUAAUGGAUGGAUGUUAUGCCUUUCAUUUUGAAUGUUAUUUAAAAUGACCACAUUUUUUUUUUCUUCUUGGAAAUGUUUGGAUCAAACGAGUCAUUAAACAGAAUUUCUUCUAUUCUUUAAUCAAAAUCUAAAACAAAUCUGAUUUUGGACCAUUGUGCUGAAAUGUGCCAAGAUAGUGACAUAUUUCCUUUGACACUGUAGGUGUUAUAAGUAAAAGUGUAUUUGUUGUAUCAUCUGGUUACAGAAAAGUUUUUUGGUGAUUUAUAAAUUGUAUUGGUUCAGAGCAACUGCUGAUAAGUUAUAAAGGUUCAAAUCAGACUAAAGCUCAAUUUAAUAAAAACAUUUUUUUUUAAAAGAUCAACGAACUGAAAAAAGGUAAGGUUGACAAGAGCUAGCUAGUUCGCCUUAAUAAAAAAACAACAACACUUAAAUGCUUAUGCAAUGUACAAAAAACAAAUCAUCCUUAUGGUCCAGGAGCUGGCUAAAAGUUAGCAUUGUUGUUGUGCUUUCAUAUUUUUUCCAACUAUCUUAUCUAAAAAAGUUAUUUAAAAUGACAAUCUUUUUUCUUUACAUUUAAAACAGAAUUUCUUCUAUUCUUGCAUCUAAAACCAAAUCUGAUUGUGGACCAUUGCGCUGAAAUGUGCAUAGAUAGUGACAUAUGAUUUCCUUUGACACUGUUGGUGUUAUAAGUAAAAGUGUAUUUGUUGUAUCAUCUGUUUAUAGAAAAGUUUUUUGUUGAUUUAUAAAUUCCACUGGUUCAGAGCAACCGCUGAUAAGUUCAAAUCAGACUAAAGCUCAGUUUAAAAAAAAAAAAAGACCAAUUUGACUUUGUAUGUUAUGUUCAAAAUGUGCCUAGAUAACUCCAAAUAAGUAUUACAUUUACAAUUAAAGUGAAGACCUACUUAAGGUUUGUGCCAGCAUGUAUUUACUCUGUUUUUGAAAGACCUCUUUUUGCCUGUUUUGUGAACCACUAAAGAUAGUAUGUCGACAAUGGUGUUCUAGGUUGGAACCGGUGUAACAAUUAUGUUCUGUUCAAAAUAAAUGCUUACGAAAA